Molecule: messenger RNA, 2703 nt
Organism: Cydia strobilella
Lineage: Eukaryota; Metazoa; Arthropoda; Insecta; Lepidoptera; Tortricidae
Product: integrin beta-1-like
Exons: 7
Coding region: 149-1504 (451 amino acids)
Biological process (GO): cell adhesion mediated by integrin; cell migration; cell-matrix adhesion
Cellular component (GO): integrin complex; cell surface; focal adhesion
Molecular function (GO): integrin binding
Source: RefSeq, a predicted model, not a curated record
CGACGGUAACAUCGAACGAGAGCGCGCGCGCUCAUUCCACAUUCGAAAUUCGAACGCUCGCGGAACUUCAACCGAUAUUCGAAUAACGUCAAGUUCGAAAUUUAAAAGUGUUAACGGUCUUUUUAUAUUUUCUCAUAGUGUUUUUGUAAUGACUAUAAAAAUGAGUUUACGGUGUUUUCUGGUGUUAGUGUUUAUGAUUCAUUUUGGUUGUGCACUGGAGUGCCACAACGUUUUCAGCGUAGAAAAAACAACUUGCGAUGAGUGUAUCAGAUGUGGUGGGAUAUGGUGUUCGGAUCCUAAAGAGGAUAAAAAGUGCAAAAACCCGUUAAAUGCAUUAGGAGACGAGUGGUGUCCGGGUCACAAGGAAAAAGCUCACGUGGAAACCAUCGCUCGAGACGGCAUGAUGUUCAGCCCCGAGUACCUGGAACAGGUAGCUGAAAUCAACUCGGCGAAGGUCACUCCUCUUAAGGUUAACGGAUACCGCCCAGUGAAGGGGAUUCAGCAAAAGCCGCGUUACAAUGUUUUCAACACGACGCAACCGUCUGGAAAAUCAAGCGUUUUUGUAAAAUUAGAAAUGAUUAACAAUAAACUACAAGUUAUUACAACGGUGAAAGAAGGAUUUUGCUCACAGAAUUCGCCUAAGUUUGAGUAUGUUUUUAUCGAAGUGGGUAUAGAGGGUGUUGAAGAGAAGGCUGUUCUGAAGUACGUGGUGCCGUGCGGCUGCGGGUGCUCGGAGGAGGUGGUGCCGGCGGACCAGGAAUACUGCCACGGGUUUGGCAACUUGACCUGCGGCGCGUGCCAAUGCAACGACGACAGGAAAGGAAAGUUUUGUGAGAAGAAAAACUGCCAAGACCGCGGAGAUGUAUCAACGUCGUGCAUUGGAUCUUCAAACACCAAGGAGCAGUGCUCGGGAAACGGGGUUUGUGAUGAAUGCAACAAAUGUCAGUGUUACGACGAACCCACAAUACAAGGGUCACAAUAUUUCGACCCAGACAAUGAUUGCAAAGAUCUCUGCACGACAAUCAACUACUCUGAGUGCCACGUUGACUGCCUAAUAAGUAAUACAGAAGGACCUUGCGAAGCCUGUGGCGGCCAUGAUUUUAUCGAGAGGUGGAAUGGGACUCUGCUGGAUCAGAGGGAUGAAUUUAAUAGAAAGUUGUGGGUAAACUGUAGCGUGAAUUCAGAGGGCAGAAUACUAAUAUAUUGGGCCAUGAAGAUUAACACAUUCAUCUACAUGAUGCGGAAUGAUCAGGCAGACUCUGGCGCACUCGUUAACACCGCUAGCGGAAACGUGACGAUCCCAGUGGUGAUCGGCGUAAUAGCUGCGAUAGCGGCAGCAGUAGCCGCCGCGGUCGGCUACGUCAUGUGGAAGGGCCAGGGGGCGCUGCCCGCGGCCGGCUCGAACUACGCCAACAUCGAGCCCGAAGACAGUGUUGGAGUCAACCCCCUGUACAAGCCCCCGACGUCGUCCUUCAAGAACCCCAUGUAUGCUGCGAAGUCUUAAUGGUGUUACCUGCUUGAAUCAUCGAGGGGCCCGAGGUUCCGGAUCUGAGCAUCGCUAACGGUUACUCCUUGGCGUCGCGACAAACUAAGAUCUCGUAAGUUCAGCGUCUGGAUUUGACCCUCAUUGCAAUUCCACUGCCUGUGAUCGACGCUAUAAUAAAACAAAUGAACUCGUCCGGUGUUCGUGUCACAAAUGUGCUCAUAUUUAGUGUUAGGUUAUUAUAGGUCAUAUUACGAGGGUGUAAAGUGCACUGUCACAGGUGAAGCAACUGUAUUGUUAUGUUUAGUGCUAGAUCGUAGUGUAGUACUAAGUACGUGCUAUAUAUAUUUCUGUGAUAUUUUAAAUAAGAUGGUUUGAGUCACCAUAUUUGUGUUUCGAAGUUACGUAAAUACCCGAAUCAAUAUCCAGAUAUUGAUUCGAAAUUUGUUUGGUUUCAAUUCAUGUUACGAUACAUCCACCAUCAACCUUUCAAAACAAUUGUAAUUUAAUUUUAUAUUUUCGUUAAGUGGACAAUUGUUUGAUAAUAUUUAUUCUCUGAUUAUAAAAAUAAACAUGAGACUAUCAAUAAGUAACUGCAACAAAGAUUAUAGAAGCAUUAACUACGUAUAACAUUAAUAACCACUACAAGACGUGUUUGCGAUCGGCAAUUUAUGUAGUUCUGUAUAUUUAUUUAAUUAAUGACGCUAGUAUACUUAAAAUGACCGACUGACCUAUGGCCGUCCGGUCUUUAAGAUAAAUGAUAAUCUCAACUCAACCCAUGUGUGUCGAGAGCGUAAAUAACGGUCAAUCUUUUAAAGCUCUAAACUGAUAAACAGUCAAUACAUCUUAUCAUAAGUAAUAUAUUGUUUUUGGGUUUUUUCGGUAUUGGCUUUUAUUAAUACGCCUCAGUUUUUUUCUAAAUUUCUUAAGUACCUACCAACCCAUGUAGGUACAGUCGAGUUCAUAAAUACGUAUACAUUUUUUCCCCUUAUUGCAAUGGAUUAAAGUAAAGAAAUGUAUACAUAUUUAUGAACUCGACUGUACUAUGAUUGGCCGUUUUAUACUUAGAUACUCGUACAAUGGAUAUGAAGAUAGAAAGCGUUAGAAAAUAGAGUAAUAUAUUCGUAUUAUUUUAAGGCCUUGUAUAUUAGGUACAUAUCUAAAUACCUGCAAUACUCGACGCAUAAUGUUUUUGUAGAGUUUGAACUUUUUGGCUCACA